AUGCCGCGAGAUGGCACCAUCACUGUGGCUCGCGGCUUCAACACGUUCAACAAGAAAACUGCUGCACCUCAGGUCACAUACCACAACGCGGCGUUUGAUCGAGAUCACCACGCCCGCGCGGUGGUUACAAUUUGCGGUGCAAAUUUCAAGAGCGAGGACGACAUGGCCAAGGCUCUCGGUGCUGCCGCGUGCCCAACCAAAGGCACUGACAGCGACCGGGCCCCGAUUGUCAAGAUCGAAUUCAUGAGCUGUGCCUUCCUCGACAUCACCACUUUGAGGCGCUUGAAGGCGCUGUUCCCUCAGUUGAAGGAUGUAGAAGUCCAUGACUGUGCGGCUUUUCCAUACCAUCUCUUCGCCGCGAAGCCCGACCCGCCAGCUGAGAACUUUCUCCCGGCUUUGAAGUCGCCGUACCUCCACCAACGAUCGAAGAACAGCUUGGAAAGCUCCCCUUCCGCCGCCUCGACUUCACGUUCUACGAGCCUCUACGGCAAGGACCACUCGGAGCCGACACAAAGGAUGUGCCCACCAGAGCCAUUGAAUCGAUCAUAUACCCACGAGACGCGUCAAGAGCGUGGAGACAAGGACCAGAACAUGAGAAUCUGGCAAAUGGCGCGAUUCGCUGCCGGGGAGAAGAAUCCACUUGAGCUUCCACCACGUCCUGAUCGCCUAUCCUCCAGCUUUCACCAGUCUCGAGGACUCAUGUGCAACAAAUGUCGGGUUCCACCUCAAGUUGUCCUCAACAACCGCUUCAAUCAUGGCUUCGAUCCAACCGAGCCUGCACGCCUCAAGCAUCCCAAGUCGGCCAAGGAGGAAGAUCAGCCGGUUUUCUCACAGGGAUUCCUGCGGUCGGUCUGUGAGGAGCUCAAAGCUGGGCGGACAUCUGGUCCCGCGGCGUUGAAGAUUCGUCGCCUCGUCGCCGAGAUCAGCUGCCGGUGA
Messenger RNA from Zymoseptoria tritici IPO323, 936 nucleotides. RefSeq lists its product as uncharacterized. Lineage: Eukaryota; Fungi; Ascomycota; Dothideomycetes; Mycosphaerellales; Mycosphaerellaceae. The transcript is spliced from 4 exons. The record is from RefSeq and is a predicted model, not a curated record. Bases 1 to 936 code for a protein of 311 amino acids.